Messenger RNA from Tachyglossus aculeatus (Australian echidna), 3082 nucleotides. RefSeq names its product proline rich nuclear receptor coactivator 2 (gene PNRC2). Gene Ontology annotation, cellular component: nucleus; P-body. The record is from RefSeq and is a predicted model, not a curated record. Gene Ontology annotation, biological process: nuclear-transcribed mRNA catabolic process, nonsense-mediated decay. The transcript is spliced from 3 exons. The coding region runs from base 387 to 812 and encodes 141 amino acids. Lineage: Eukaryota; Metazoa; Chordata; Mammalia; Monotremata; Tachyglossidae.
CAUUUUGUGGCGAAGGAGAAGGGAGAAGGAAGGAGGAGGAGAAGGAGGAAGAGAAAGAGGCUGUGGAAAGGGCAGCCGGUCCUGGGCUCCGGAGCUCGUCUGUGGCCGGCGGGGGCCGGUACCUUGCCGCCAUCGCCGCCGCCUCGCAGAGCCUGCAGUCGCUGGGACUUUUCCUGGAGCCCGUGUGUUGAGGAGACUCCGAUGUUGGGCUCGGCUUCGUGGCUGAACACAGCGGAUCAGCCCAUGAAAACUUCCACUCUUAGACAAAGGAAGAGAUCUGGCGGAAAGCAGCAUCUAUUAUCCCAGGCGAGGCAGCAGGGAAGAGGACAGGUGGUGGAGAUUUUGCAGUCAGAAAAGCAGACUGAAAGGUGACAUUGAAGCUGAGCAUGGGUGGCGGAGAAAGGUUCAACAUUCCACUUCCCCAACCUAGAAAUGUCACGAAGAACCAACAGCAGCUUAACAACAGGCAAAAGAAUAAGGAUCAGAAUUCCCAGAUGAAGCUAGCGCACCUGAAGAAAGAAAGAGGACAGAGCCACAACUCGUCAGCUGCUGGAUGGCAGGUCGGGCAGAAAGGGGGAAAGAACAGCGGUCAGCUCCCAAAGAAUCAGAACCGGAACCCCAACUCGUCACGCGCCAACUCCCUUUUUACACCUCAGACCAAUCAGAAUUACGCCGGAGCCAAAUUUAGUGAGCCACCUUCACCGAGCGUACUUCCCAAGCCACCGAGCCACUGGGUUCCCGUUUCCCUUACCCCUUCCGAUAAAGAGACCAUGACCUUCCAGCUAAAGACCUUGCUUAAAGUGCAGGUCUGACGGGCCCGAGAGCACGCCGAAGCGUCGGGGGUUCAGAUCACGGGGUUUCACGUUUGACCGUAGAUCCGUCUCCAAGCUCCAAAACGUAGAAAUGGCACGAUUAGGGACUCACCUCAACUAGCUGCAAAGAACAGUUAAUUGCACGGCGGGGUGGGGGGUUGCGGGGGGGAUGUUCCCCAUGGAGAAUUGGGAGCGCUGGUUGAAUUCUGCAGCGGUAAACAGCUUUGUUCUCCUUUAGAGUGCUGUCUUUAAGCGGAACAGCUCUGAAGUCUGCACUCUGAUUUAAAGUGAAGGGUGGUCGGGGUGGGGAGGGAAGGAAAUAAAUCCCCAACUUUUACACCAGUGCUAUUGAGUUUAAUGGGUAAUAACCGGCAGGUUUGGAACACAAAGACCGCUUGCAUUUAGCCACUUAAAGAGACGAAGCCGUAUUGGAAAAGCAAGGGUAGGAUUUUGGUACCAACCGAAUUGGAGAAAUUUACGCGUCGUGGUUUAAUAGAAUGGGAAAUUAGGUGUGGUGACAGUGACUUUUCCCCGGUUCAGUGCAUGCCAGCUGCCUUCAACAAAAAAAGCCCUGAUGACCUCCCUUUUCUCCUAGGGUACUUGGUGUGCACUGAACAGUUCUUGUUUUUAACGUCCUUUGAAUUGAUUUAAAGCACUGAGGAAGCUUGGAGAUGGAUCUGGCCUCAAAUUCGGAUACCCUGGAAAAAGGUUAAAUUAGGGUAGCACGGGUGGCCAGUGUAAAGUUGAAAUAGGGAAGAAAGAGCCAUGUAAAUAAGUGUAAAAACUUGUAGCAUAUGUAAAUUUAUGCUGGGCUUUCCUGCAGAAAUAAAAUAUUUUUUAGUACCAAACUGCUGAAUGUAAGACCAUGCUGUAGACAUGGACUGGCUUAAGAGUCAAAAUAUUUUGUUUAAAAGAAAACCUUUAAGCACAUGUUUGUCUACACCCUUGCACUGAAGUACCAGUGAAUGUGCACAUGCCGUGUUUGUUAUGUUGUAACUGGGUUUUAAGUCUGGUGCAAGAGGCUUUCAUUUAGAAGUUUUUUUUUUAUAAAAACAAAAAAAACAAAAACAACAACAACAAAAAACCCUUAAAAGGCUGCCAAGGCUCAAACGUUCUCUUUUGAAUGUAUAAAGGAAUGUCUGACUUGAGAAACGAUUAACGUGCUUCAGGGUUUUUGUUUUUUUUAAAAUUUUGAAUCCAAGGAUCAAGCAGUAAAGAAGAAUCGACUGGAGUCGUGUGUUGAAUGACAAUCUUCUGAGACCUAAAACGACAUUCCUUUUGUUUACGAGGGACAUUGAAAGUCAUGGCACGGGCUCUGUACGAAUGUGUGCCUCUUGCCUACUUGGAAAGUCUGAAUACCUUUGUCAGAACAAUUCCCAGUUGUGCAUUUAUUUUGUCCUGGACAAAAAAAAAACAGUUGCCCCCAGGAUAAUUCCUUCAACAUACUGGGCGGAUUUUGAAGCGGAUUUAAAAACUCGAUCAGUAAUCCAUUCGGGUACCAACUUCAUUCAAAAUGAGUUUCCAGAAUUGUAGAAAUGUUAAGUUCUGACUCCUUGCCUGUAUGCUAAGCGUGCCAGGUAUUGAGCCCAGUGACUCGAGAUUGUCAUUCUCAGUCACAUCAGCCCAAAAUUAGGUCCAAAGGAAAAAUAAAAACAGUAAGUUCACAUCAGCCCAGAAUUAGGUCCAAAGGAAAAAUAAAAGCAGUAAGUUCACAUCAGCCCAGAAUUAGGUCCAAAGGAAAAAUAAAAGCAGUAAAUUCCCACUAGACUGUAAGCUCCUUGUGGGCAGAGAACAAAUGUACCAACUACUGUAUUGUACUCUGCUUCACGCUUAGUACAGUGCUUCUAGACUGUAAGCCCGUUGUUGGGUAGGGACCGUCUCUAUAUGUUGCCAACUUGGACUUCCCAAGCACUUAGGAUGGUGCUAAGCGCUCAAUAAAUACGAUUGAAUGCUCUGCACAUAGUAAGUGCCCAAUAAAUUCCGGUGAUUGAUUAGUUCUUGGUUCAAGAUAAACUUUGGUGGUACUUAGUUGUACAUCGCUAUACCUUCAAAAAUAUCACAGCUGUCAAUGUUUACAAAUGUGCUUUUCCAAAUAAAGCAGCAAUUGGCUAGUUACCUCACCAAAGGGGGGGGGGGGAAAAAAAUCCCCUCAAGACCAAAUGAGUUAUGUCCAAAUAUAAUUCUGGUGUCCAAAAAAACUUCAAGCAUUUAACUAUGCGAUGUAUUAAUUUGAAACUUUAAAUUUAAAAUAAACUAUUUUACUCCCCCAA